AUGUUGGAUUUCACGGGACGAAGGAACCUGCCCUCGGGGGAAGCUGAUACCCGGCCAGCGUCUCUGAACGACACGCUGCCAACGCUUGGCUUGGCGGCCGAUAUCCCCGUUCAACAAGUCAUGUCAACAACGACAGACUUGCUGUAUUAUAAGUAUUAG
This is a messenger RNA of Colletotrichum paranaense, 159 nucleotides long. RefSeq lists its product as uncharacterized. The record is from RefSeq and is a predicted model, not a curated record. The coding region runs from base 1 to 159 and encodes 52 amino acids. The transcript has a single exon. NCBI's taxonomy places the organism in Eukaryota, Fungi, Ascomycota, Sordariomycetes, Glomerellales, Glomerellaceae.